This is a messenger RNA of Malaclemys terrapin pileata, 711 nucleotides long. RefSeq names its product small integral membrane protein 8 (gene SMIM8). The record is from RefSeq and is a predicted model, not a curated record. Bases 205 to 498 code for a protein of 97 amino acids. Lineage: Eukaryota; Metazoa; Chordata; Testudines; Emydidae. The transcript has 3 exons.
GCCGCGCGAUCCGCCCGGGGCGGGAGCCUGGUCUCGUGGGUCCGGCGGGACCCCAGAGGCGCCGGGUGGGCAGCGCUGCCCGAGGCCGGGGCAGCGCCAGGCUCCCGAGCGGCUGGAGGCUCCUCGGCUGCGGCGGCCUCUGCGCGGCCGGGCCGGGCUCUGUCUCCGGGGCGGCGCCGAGGUAACGAUUCAUCAUUAAUCAAGAUGUCCUCAGCACCUGAGCCCCCAAACAUUAAAAAAGAAGCACCCAAAGAGAAAGACAGUCGAAUUCCAGGACUCAGGGGUGUCCGUACAACCACGCUGUUCCGAGCUGUGAAUCCAGAGCUUUUCAUUAAACCCAACAAACCUGUUAUGGCUUUUGGACUCAUAACAAUUACCCUGUGUGUGGCCUACAUUGGUUAUUUACAUGCAACACAGGAGAAUAAAAAGGACCUCUAUGAAGCUGUUGACAGUGAAGGAGCCAGGUAUAUGAGGAGGAAGACUUCCAAGUGGGAUUAAAGAAGCUGCUUAAUAACAGAGAAGGAAAGAGGAGUAAUUGGCAAUGUAGGCAUCUGAAUUGUUAAUGUUAAAUUAGGUGUCUGCUAACCUUUCUAUGCAAUUCCUGGAAUGAUGUUUGUAAAAUUUAAUCCAAUUUCUAUUUAAUUUUACAAUGCCAUGCCUGUACUUAUAAACUUUACAGAAGACAUACAAAGUAAUAAAGUGUUAAGAACA